Molecule: messenger RNA, 1890 nt
Organism: Sordaria macrospora k-hell
Lineage: Eukaryota; Fungi; Ascomycota; Sordariomycetes; Sordariales; Sordariaceae
Biological process (GO): branched-chain amino acid biosynthetic process
Cellular component (GO): mitochondrion
Molecular function (GO): dihydroxy-acid dehydratase activity
Source: RefSeq, a predicted model, not a curated record
AUGGCUUCCAACCAAGCUGUCGCGCCCGACGCCGCUCCCGCCGGCCAGGCCACCGAGCCGGGACGCAACGUGCCCAAGGAGGGCGAAUACGUCCAGUGGCGUACUCUUCCUGCUGGCAACCCCGACCAGUUGAACCGUUGGUCGCACUUUCUCACUCGUGAGCAUGAGUUCCCUGGAGCUCAGGCCAUGCUUUACGGCGCCGGUGUCCCCAAUAAGGACAUGAUGAAGAAGGCGCCUCAUGUCGGCAUUGCUACUGUCUGGUGGGAGGGCAACCCCUGCAACACCCAUCUGUUGGAUCUUGGCCAGAAGGUCAAGAAGGCGGUUGAGCGCGAGAAGAUGCUCGCGUGGCAGUUCAAUACCAUCGGUGUUUCCGAUGGUAUCACCAUGGGCGGCGAGGGCAUGCGCUACUCCCUCCAGAGUCGCGAAAUCAUCGCCGACUCCAUCGAGACCGUGACUUGCGCUCAGCAUCAUGAUGCCAACAUCUCCAUCCCUGGUUGCGACAAGAAUAUGCCCGGCGUCAUCAUGGCUGCAGCUCGUCACAACCGCCCGUUCGUCAUGAUCUAUGGCGGCACCAUGCGCGGUGGCCAUUCGGAGCUUCUCGACAAGCCCAUCAACAUCGUCACCUGCUACGAGGCAUCGGGUGCUUACACCUACGGUCGUCUCAAGCCGGCCUGCCCCAACUCGAAGGCCACCCCCUCCGAUGUCAUGGACGACAUCGAGCAGCAUGCUUGCCCUGGCGCCGGCGCCUGCGGCGGUAUGUAUACCGCCAACACCAUGGCCACUGCUAUUGAGGCCAUGGGUCUUACAGCUCCAGGCUCUUCUUCUUUCCCGGCCUCCAGUCCUGAGAAGUUCAGGGAGUGCGAGAAGGCUGCGGAGUACAUCCGCAUCUGCAUGGAGAAGGACAUCCGUCCUCGCGAUCUUCUCACCAAGGAGUCUUUCGAGAACGCUCUCGUCCUGACCAUGAUCUUGGGCGGCUCCACCAACGGCGUCCUUCAUUACCUCGCCAUGGCUAACUCGGCCGACGUCGACCUUACACUCGACGACAUCAACCGCGUGUCUGCCAAGACCCCUUUCUUGGCCGAUAUGGCUCCUUCCGGUCGUUACUACAUGGAGGACUUGUACAAGGUCGGUGGCACCCCUGCCGUCCUUAAGAUGCUGAUUGCCGCUGGCUACAUCAACGGCUCCAUUCCCACCAUCACCGGAAAGACCCUCGCCGAAAACGUGGCCGAUUGGCCUUCUCUGGACCCCGACCAGAAGAUCAUUCGCCCGAUUAGCGACCCCAUCAAGCCUCAGGGCCACAUUCGUGUUCUCUACGGCAACUUCUCCCCCGGUGGCGCCGUUGCCAAGAUCACUGGCAAGGAGGGUCUGUCGUUCACCGGCAAGGCUCGUUGCUUCAACAAGGAAUUCGAGCUCGACAAGGCGCUCAAGAACUCCGAGAUUACCCUCGAGCAGGGUAACCAGGUCAUCAUCGUCCGCUACGAGGGACCCAAGGGCGGCCCGGGCAUGCCGGAGCAGCUCAAGGCCUCAGCGGCGAUCAUGGGCGCCGGCCUUACUAACGUCGCGCUUGUCACCGACGGCCGUUACUCUGGUGCUUCGCACGGUUUUAUCGUCGGCCACGUCGUCCCCGAGGCGGCUACCGGCGGCCCCAUCGCCCUUGUCAAGGAUGGCGAUCUUAUUACUAUCGAUGCUGUUAGAAACAGGAUCGACGUUAUCAAGACCGUUGAGGGUAUCGAGGGUGAGGAGGAGAUCCAGAAGGUCCUCGAUGAGCGCAAGAAGGUCUGGAAGGCACCUGUCAUGAAGCCUACCCGUGGUGCGCUUGCCAAGUAUGCGCGCUUGGUUGGUGAUGCUUCCCAUGGAGCCGUUACCGAUCUUGGUGACUCUGCUUACUAA